CUUGGUGAUGUCUCGCCGGUGGGAUGGAGGAAUAGGGAGCAACGUGUAGCUGUGAGAGCAGCCUUCGUCACUCAUUGCUCCCUGCUCGAUUGUGUGUCGUCUCGCACCUUGCACCUUGCACCUCGCACCUCGAUGCUCGAUGCUCAUCGUCCGCGCCGGCCGUCAUCGCAGAGCUGCGAGCGCCACGCCACUUUUACCGCGAUCUCGCUGCGCAGCCCAGCCCCCAUUGCAUCCCCGCCGUCGUCCCCAAAGUCUGACGAGUGAAGAGAGGACGUAUGUCUACGCCGAGGCUGAUGUUUGCUUUUCGUGGAGAACCUACAUCGAGUCUCGUCUUGUCUCGUCACAGCCUCAGUCCUCUCCCCCCGCCCCUCACCCCCCGGCGCUCCUCUCGAUUCUUCUUUUUCUUUUCUCUCGCAUCCUCAUUACCAUCUCCCUCGUCACUACCACUCAUCUGCGACUACUCUCUGUUUGGUCGCUCGCAGAGUGCUUGUCUCGAUUGUCUUCCGCGACUGCCGCCACACAACCUGACUCAGGCUUUCACGCCACGCCUCGCCUCGUCCGUUGCUCGGACCCUGCGAGCGUGAGCGUCGCCGCCCGCUCAGCCUGGCUAACUCACUAAACAUUUGGCCGAUCGAGCCCACCACCAGGCCCACGCGCAUAAUCGCGACCACGACGUCGUCUGAUUGUUGCUGCCAUCCUCACUACCAUCCUCAUCAUCACACCGCA
Molecule: messenger RNA, 726 nt
Organism: Jaminaea rosea
Lineage: Eukaryota; Fungi; Basidiomycota; Exobasidiomycetes; Microstromatales
Exons: 1
Coding region: 140-619 (159 amino acids)
Source: RefSeq, a predicted model, not a curated record